Molecule: messenger RNA, 648 nt
Organism: Abrus precatorius (Indian licorice)
Lineage: Eukaryota; Viridiplantae; Streptophyta; Magnoliopsida; Fabales; Fabaceae
Product: protein NDR1-like
Exons: 1
Coding region: 1-648 (215 amino acids)
Biological process (GO): defense response to other organism
Source: RefSeq, a predicted model, not a curated record
AUGGCACCUGAAAGUGGCAACUGCUGCACGUGCUGCCUCAGUUCCCUCAUCACCAUGGCCAUCACCGCUAUAUUCCUCUGGCUAACGUUCCGCACCAACAAACCCAAAUGCUUCAUUGAAUCCCUCUACGUUCCCUCCCUCCACCACCACAACAAAAACGACACUCUCGUCUUCCAACUCAAGCUUCAAAACGACAACAAGGACAAGGGGGUCAAAUACGACACCGUUUACCUCACGUUUGGCCUCUUCCUCGACAACACCACCACGCGCCCCCUCGCUAACGCCACCUUCGACGCCUUCUACCAGGGGCACGGCAAGACGGCACACAAGUGGGCCUCUGCUGUGGCGCGCGGUGGCGGAGUGAACCGCACUGCGGCGACGACGAAUGGAACGGUGUUCCUGCGCGUGGAUUUCACGACCAGGGUAAAGUAUAAAAUGCUGAUGGUGUUUUUCACGAAACGGUACCGUUUGUCCGGAGGGGCCAACGUGGAAGUGAAUGUUAGCUCCGGGGAGAAGGUGGAGCCGAAGGAGAUUAGGCUCGGGGAUGUGCCGCCCAGGCUCGUCUCCGAAGCUACCGGGGUUCAGGGUCGCUCCGCUGCGUUUCUCGGACUUUUUGUCACUGGCUGGUUUCUCACUGCGUUUACUUGA